AUGUGCUUUUAUUUUGUUUGUUGCUCAGUUUCUGAUUUUAUCCUAUAUCUAGUGGCUAUAAUAUUCCCACCAGCAGCCGUUGUGCUUAGAUCUGGAUGUUGUUCUAUUGAUUUUUUUAUUAAUAUUUUACUGACAAUACUAGGAUUUGUUCCUGGUAUGUUGCAUGCUUUUUAUUAUAUUACUAUCACUAGUCCAUUAAGAAACAAUACAGAAUACCUUUACGUUUAUCAAGAAGGUUAUGUCCAAGAUCCAGAGAGAUUAGAUAACGCUGUUCAAAAUUCAACCCCUACUUUACAGACUCCAUUAAUAUAUGGCUCUCAUAGUGACCAUCAUUCAUCGACUGAUAGGCCCAGCAAUGGUCAAAAUGAGACUAAGAAGAGUUCCACUCCUGCACCCCCUCCUUAUACAGAAUUACCAUGA
Molecule: messenger RNA, 420 nt
Organism: Vanderwaltozyma polyspora DSM 70294
Lineage: Eukaryota; Fungi; Ascomycota; Saccharomycetes; Saccharomycetales; Saccharomycetaceae
Gene: SNA4
Product: Sna4p
Exons: 1
Coding region: 1-420 (139 amino acids)
Cellular component (GO): membrane
Source: RefSeq, a predicted model, not a curated record